This is a messenger RNA of Hansenula ciferrii, 2454 nucleotides long. It is a transcript of the gene AGC1, whose product is annotated as citrin. Bases 1 to 2454 code for a protein of 817 amino acids. NCBI's taxonomy places the organism in Eukaryota, Fungi, Ascomycota, Saccharomycetes, Phaffomycetales, Wickerhamomycetaceae. The record is from RefSeq and is a predicted model, not a curated record. The transcript has a single exon. Gene Ontology annotation, biological process: malate-aspartate shuttle; L-glutamate transmembrane transport; aspartate transmembrane transport. Gene Ontology annotation, molecular function: L-aspartate transmembrane transporter activity; L-glutamate transmembrane transporter activity.
AUGGAACUUCCGAAUUCAAUUUCAGAAUCAAAAAAACAACAAAUUGAUAUUUUUAGGAAGUAUGCAAAAUUUGAUGAAGAAUCAAAACAAUUAAUUCUUGAUUAUGAUUCUUUCAUUAAAUUAAUUUCAGCUUCCACCAAAUUAUAUAAUAAAUUUACAGAUCAUAAAUAUAAUUAUCAUCAAAUCCCAAAUCAAACGUUUGGUGUGAUAUUUUUAGCCUUGGAUGAAAAAAAUAAAGGUUUUCUUUCAUUAAGUGAUUGGUUCCAUUUUAACAAUUUGUUAUCAAAUAGAAAUUAUAAUUAUAUUAUUCUCUAUGAAUUUUUCAGAAAAUUUGAUUCAAAUUCAACUAAAAAAUCAAUUAAUUAUAAUCAUAAAUUUUUAAGUUUUGAUGAACUUUUAUUAAAUUUUAAUGAUUUUAAAUCAACAAUUCAAAAAGCUCAAGAAUUUGCAAAUAAUGAAUUUUUAAUUACAAAUGAUUUAAAUAUUGAUUGGAAUAAAUUAAGCUGGUUGAAUGAUUACACUUCAUCUCCAUGGAAAGCUAAUAAAGAUAUAUUGAAUAUUGAUUCAAAAGAUGAAGAAUUAUUUAUUAACCUUAAUUCAAUCAUUACAAUUUUACAAAGUGAUUUAACUAAUGAAAAAUUAUCAAAUUUCUUUGGUAAAUUAUCAAUUUGGAAUUCUUUGAACAAUAGCCGUGAAAUAUCUAGAAAUCAAUUGGUCUACAUUUUGGAAACAUUAUACAGUCAUAAAAUUUCAAAUCAAGUUUUCGAUUCAUUAAAUCUUUCAAAUACAAAAUUGAUCAAGUCAAAUAACAAUUCAAUUAAUUAUACCGUGGUUAAAGAUUUACAUUAUUUGUUUAAUAAUUUUGAUUUGAUUAAUCAAAUUUUGUUGAAAUAUUAUCAAAUAUAUAGAGUAAACACACCAUCACAGAAUCUUCCAAUCACAAAAGAAGAUUUUGUCACAUUCAUCAACUUUGAAUAUAAUAAGGUUAAUAAUAUUUCUCAAUUUUCUCCUGCUCAAAUUAACUUAUUGUUUUCAAUUGUUUCUAAUCAUAAGACAAAUUUGAUUGAUUAUCAAAAAAGAAACAUGUUGUAUGAAAUUACUCAAUCUACAGAGAAACUAAUUGAUGAAGAAGAUGACCCAGAUAGAUUAAAACAAUUCAAAGCCAAUUAUGACCACGUUACAAAUGAAAUCAACAAUGCUGAUUAUUUAGAUUCAGGUGGACCACCUUCACAUUUGACAAUUACUGAUUUUUUACAAAUUACCAAUCCAAAUUAUUUGAAUGAUAUCGUUCAUGAAAAUGAAGUUUCAAAACCAAAAAUUAAUUCAAACUACUAUUUUUAUCCUGUUUUUGAUUCUAUCUAUAAUUUUACAUUGGGUUCAAUUGCUGGUGCUAUUGGUGCAACCAUUGUUUAUCCUAUUGAUUUGAUUAAAACAAGAAUGCAAGCACAAAGAGUUUUAAUUUAUAAAAGUUCAUUAGACUGUUUUGUUAAAGUUUUGUCAAAAGAAGGUUUAAGAGGUUUAUAUUCUGGUCUUGGUCCACAGUUGGUUGGUGUUGCUCCAGAAAAGGCUAUUAAAUUAACAGUUAAUGAUCUUGCAAGAAGUUUCUUCACAAAUAAAGUUACUAAAACUAUUACAACACCAUUAGAAGUUUUAUCUGGUGCAUGUGCGGGUGCAUGUCAAGUGGUUUUCACAAACCCAUUGGAAAUUGUUAAAAUUAGAUUACAAGUUCAAGGUGAUUAUAAUGUUGCUGAAAGACAAACAGCUGUCAAAAUCAUCAAGAAUCUUGGUAUCAGAGGAUUAUAUAGAGGUGCUUCAGCAUGUUUAUUAAGAGACGUGCCAUUUUCAGCUAUUUAUUUCCCAACUUAUGCACAUAUUAAGAAGGAUAUUUUCAAUUAUGAUCCAUCUGAUAAGAGACGUCGCAGUAAGUUGAAAACUUGGGAGUUAUUAGUAAGUGGUGGAUUAGCUGGUAUGCCUGCUGCUUUUUUGACCACACCUUGUGAUGUUAUUAAGACAAGACUUCAAGUUGAUGCUAAGAAAGGUGAAACUCAAUAUAAAGGUAUUUUCCAUGCUUUUAAGACCAUUUUAAGAGAAGAAACAGCAAGAUCAUUUUUCAAAGGUGGUGCUGCAAGAGUUUUAAGAUCAUCACCACAAUUUGGUUUCACUUUAGCUGCUUAUGAAAUUUUCCAAUCGUUAUUCCCAUUACAUGGAACUGGGUUAUCAAAUAUUGAAACUACACCUUCUUCACCUGCAAAUUUGGCCAAGCUUGGUAAGAAUUCUACAAAGAUUCUCAAUGAUUCCGUUGCUGAAGAUAUGAAGAAAAGAUACUAUUUGAAUUAUUACUAUAAGAGUUGUCAAAUUAGUAAGACUUUUAUUGAUCUUGAUUACAACUUCAAAGAUUUUGACUAUGAUGUUUACAAGAAAUUUUAUAAAGAAUUGAAAAGCAAGAAUGAUUAA